Molecule: messenger RNA, 1560 nt
Organism: Tupaia belangeri chinensis (Chinese tree shrew)
Lineage: Eukaryota; Metazoa; Chordata; Mammalia; Scandentia; Tupaiidae
Gene: CHRND
Product: cholinergic receptor nicotinic delta subunit
Exons: 12
Coding region: 1-1560 (519 amino acids)
Biological process (GO): monoatomic ion transmembrane transport
Cellular component (GO): postsynaptic membrane
Molecular function (GO): transmembrane signaling receptor activity; acetylcholine-gated monoatomic cation-selective channel activity
Source: RefSeq, a predicted model, not a curated record
AUGGAGGCACCUAUGCUGACGCUGGGGCUGCUGGCCACGCUGGGCGUGUGGGGCGGUUGGGGGCUCAACGAGGAGGGGCGGCUGAUCCGGCACCUGUUCAAGGAGAAGGGCUAUGACAAGCAGCUGCGGCCGGUGGCACACAAGGAGGACAGCGUGAACGUCUCGCUGGCCCUCACCCUGUCCAACCUCAUCUCCCUGAAAGAAGUCGAGGAGACCCUCACCACCAAUGUGUGGAUAGAGCAUGGCUGGACGGACAGCCGGCUGCAGUGGGAUGCCUCGGAAUUUGGGAACAUCACCGUCUUGCGCCUGCCCCCUGACAUGCUGUGGCUCCCAGAGAUCGUGCUGGAGAACAACAACGACGGCUCCUUCCAGAUCUCCUACUCCUGCAACGUGCUCCUCUCGGACACGGGCAGUGUGUACUGGCUGCCGCCCGCCAUCUUCCGCUCCUCCUGCCCCAUCUCCGUCACCUACUUCCCCUUCGACUGGCAGAACUGCUCCCUCAAGUUCAGUUCACUCAAGUACACAGCCAAGGAGGUCACCCUGAGCCUGAAGCAGGAAGUGGAGGAGAAGCAGAACCUCACCUACCCCGUGGAGUGGAUCAUCAUUGACCCUGAGGGCUUCACAGAGAACGGGGAGUGGGAGAUAGUGCACCGGCCGGCCCGGGUGAACGUGGAUCCCAGCAUCCCCCUGGACAGCCCCGGCCACCAGGAUGUCACCUUCUACCUCAUCAUCCGCCGCAAGCCUCUCUUCUACGUCAUCAACAUCCUGGUGCCCUGCGUGCUCAUCUCCUUCAUGGUCAACCUGGUCUUCUACCUGCCGGCUGACAGCGGCGAGAAGACGUCAGUGGCCAUCUCGGUGCUCCUGGCCCAGUCUGUCUUCCUGCUGCUCAUCUCCAAGCGGCUGCCCGCCACAUCCAUGGCCGUCCCCCUCAUCGGCAAGUUCCUGCUCUUCGGCAUGGUGCUGGUCACCAUGGUCGUGGUGAUCUGUGUCAUCGUGCUCAACAUCCACUUCCGGACUCCCAGCACCCACGUGCUGUCUGAGGGCGUAAAGAAGCUCUUCCUGGAGACCCUGCCCGAGCUCCUGCACAUGUCCCGCCCUGCAGAGGACGGGCCCAGCCCCGGCACCCUGGUCCGGAGGAGCAGCUCCCUGGGCUACAUCUCCAAGGCCGAGGAGUACUUCUCGCUCAAGUCUCGCAGUGACCUCAUGUUCGAAAAGCAGUCGGAGCGGCACGGGCUGGCCCGGCGCCUCACUAGUGCACGCCGGCCCCCGGCAAGCUCCGAGCAGGCCCAGCAGGAACUGUUGAGCGAGCUGAAGCCAGCAGUGGACGGGGCAAACUUCAUUGUCAAUCACAUGAGGGACCAGAACAGCUACAACGAUGAGAAGGACAGCUGGAACUUGGUGGCCCGCACAGUGGACCGCCUCUGCCUGUUUGUGGUGACGCCCAUCAUGGUGGUGGGUACCGCCUGGAUCUUCCUGCAGGGCAUCUACAACCAGCCUCCACCCCAGCCUUUCCCUGGGGACCCCUACUCCUAUGACGUGGAGGACAAGCGCUUCCUCUAG